AGCGAAAACAAACAGCUGGGGCUGCGAGCGCCCCCGCCCCGGCCCCGAGACCUCGCCGGCCCGGGCCCCCAGCCGGGGCGCCCGCCCGCCCACCAUGAGGAAGAUCCGCGCCAACGCCAUCGCCAUCCUGACUGUAGCCUGGAUCCUGGGCACUUUCUACUACUUAUGGCAGGACAACCGAGCCCACGCAGCAUCCUCCGGCGGCCGCGGCGCGCAGAGGGCCGGCGGGAGGCCGGAGCCGCUCCGCGAGGACCGCACCAUCCCGCUCAUUGUGACAGGAACGCCCUCUAGAGGCUUCGAUGAGAAGGCGUACCUGGCCGCCAAGCAGCUGAAGGCGGGAGAAGACCCCUACAGGCAGCACGCCUUCAACCAGCUGGAGAGCGACAAGCUGAGCCCAGACAGGCCCAUCCGGGACACCCGCCAUUAUAGUUGCCCCUCCAUGUCCUACUCCCUGGACCUGCCAGCGACCAGUGUUAUCAUCACUUUCCACAAUGAAGCCCGUUCUACCCUCCUGCGCACGGUGAAAAGUGUCCUGAACCGAACUCCUGCCAGCCUGAUCCAGGAGAUCAUCUUAGUGGAUGACUUCAGUUCAGAUCCUGAAGACUGUCUGCUCCUGACUAGGAUCCCCAAGGUCAAAUGCCUCCGCAAUGACCGGCGGGAAGGGCUGAUCCGGUCGCGAGUUCGAGGGGCAGAUGUGGCUACAGCUGCUGUCCUCACCUUUCUGGACAGCCACUGUGAAGUGAACACGGAGUGGCUGCAGCCCAUGCUGCAGCGGGUGAAGGAGGACCACACCCGUGUGGUGAGCCCCAUCAUUGAUGUCAUCAGCCUGGAUAAUUUUGCCUACCUUGCUGCAUCUGCUGACCUUCGCGGAGGAUUCGACUGGAGCCUACAUUUCAAGUGGGAGCAGAUCCCUCUUGAGCAGAAGAUUGCCCGGACAGACCCCACGCGGCCCAUCAGGACACCUGUCAUAGCUGGAGGAAUCUUUGUGAUUGACAAGUCCUGGUUCAACCACUUGGGAAAGUAUGAUGCCCAGAUGGACAUCUGGGGGGGUGAGAAUUUUGAGCUCUCCUUCAGGGUGUGGAUGUGCGGUGGGAGUUUGGAGAUCGUGCCUUGCAGCAGGGUGGGCCACGUCUUCAGGAAACGACACCCCUACAACUUCCCUGAGGGCAAUGCCCUCACCUACAUCAGGAAUACCAAGCGCACUGCAGAGGUGUGGAUGGAUGAAUACAAGCAAUAUUACUAUGAGGCUCGACCUUCGGCCAUCGGAAAGGCCUUUGGCAGUGUGGCCACCAGGAUCGAGCAGAGGAAGAAGAUGAACUGCAAGUCUUUCCGCUGGUACCUGGAUAACGUCUACCCAGAGCUCACUGUUCCGGUGAAGGAAGUCCUGCCUGGCAUCAUUAAGCAGGGGGUUAAUUGUUUAGAAACCCAGGGCCAGGACAUGGCUGGUAACUUCCUGCUCGGAAUGGGGACCUGCAGAGGAUCAGCCAAAAACCCCCCAGCACCUCAGACGUGGCUGUUCAGUGACCAUUUCAUCCAGCAGCAGGGCAAGUGCCUGGCUGCCACUUCCACCUCCGUCUCCACUGGGUCCCUGGUCAUACUUCAGGUGUGCAACCCAAGAGAAGGCCGCCAGAGAUGGAGGAGGAAAGCCUCUUUCAUCCAGCAUUCAGCCAGCGGCCUCUGCCUGGAGACCAAGCCCGACCAGCUGGUGACCAGCAAGUGCCAGGCGGAUGCCCCGGCCCAGCAGUGGCAGCUGUUGCCCCACACAUGACGGUAGCCCCAGGGCCUCCUGUACCUUUUGCAUGAGACUUUGGGACCCGAAGGGGUUAGGGUGGGCGAGUGUAAAGCGGGCCCUUUCCAUCUCCUCACAUUUCUGCCAGAAUCAUCAGCAAACAGCCCUGCCAUGACACGACUCUCCAAAGCUUGCACAGGGAGGGCCUUCCUGGCCUUGCCAGGAACAGGGGGCGCUCAGGGUGCUGGACUGCUGUAGGAUGGAGACUGGGAGGUGUCCUGGUCCUUUGUCCCCUCCCGUGGUCCUCCUGGGGGCCCAGGCUGUGGUUUACAAUCCUCCCCUUGUUGAAUGAGGAGAACAAAUACAGAAGCCCACACAGCAGCCUCAUUGGGUCACGGGGGCUGAGAGGAGAAUGUGGGCGUCGUGGAUGGGAAAGCUGAAGGUGAGAGGAGGGGGCAGCCUGCGGCACAGCCAGGAACAGGAAGGAGGUGAGGGGCUCAGCAGCUUGUCCCGGGCAGGCACUGGCUUGGGUAUGGAGGGCUGGAAUCUGGGAAAAACAUGUAGGAUUUGCAGGACAUGGGCAGAAGAGCUGCAAGACCACCCAAAGCGCAGGUCUCUUCCCGAGGACCCCAGCUCCUCCCACACGUACCAGCCCAGGCCUCUGCCUCCAGCCCUCCACUCUGACCCUACAUUCUUAGUCAGAGGCUGUGUGGGCAGCCUUGAGACACACUUAGCUAAACACACCCCGCCUCUGACCAUGUUUCAGGCUAAGACUUCUCCCUCGGGCCUUAAUGACCAGCUGUGCCCUGGCCCCCCUGCCUGGGCCCACCAUGAGGACCCCCAAAGAGAGGCAGCCAUCAGGUACCACUGAACAGCUCUGAUCUCAUUCAUAGUUUUUGACUCCCGCCUUCUCAAAAGCCUUUGCCCCUGUAAAUACAGCAUUGUGGCCUUGGGGUACCCUGUAAGAAUGGAACCUCAUUUCUGGAGCAUAAACAUUCCUUAAGUCCCUGGGAGAUAAGUCAUCCAGGCUAAGCCUCAUCCUCACCCCUCCCCACUUCAGAAGAGAGGCCCCUAAGGUCAGCUCCCGCAGUGGGCCGGGAGGCGGGCUGCUGGCUCCUGUCUGUGCGGAGAGCGCCUGGGUCCUUCUCAUCCUCACCGGCCUCUUCCUUCUACCCCAUGGACUUGUCUUGCUGUUUCUGCUGUGCCCCGUUUUCCUCCACCCCCUCUCCCCCUGCCGACUCAGGCAGUAUGAUCUUGGGUAAAAGAGGUUGAUACCAGGACCCUGGAGGCCCCUCCCAUAGCUAAUGAAAUGGGAUGGACACAGCUACUCCAGGAAUUCCCCUGGCCUUUCUUAGAGACCCACAACCCCCUAGAGAGUUUAUGGUUCCCAGGGGGCCUAGGAAUCUGCUGAAAUUAUCCCCCAGAUAUUGCAUGUGUGCUUAGAUGCGUUUUCCUGAGGAGAGGGUCUGUGCUUUUCCCCAGCUUCUUACAGAGAUCCCUGAGCCCCAAAGGGUCUGAACCUUUGCUCUGGGUUGAAGCUACUGUGCCCGUCUCCCUCCCCGAUGUGCCUGCGCUGCCACCCUCCUGCUCCCUCUACUCGGUCCUAGGGGUCAGGGGCCAAUCGUCCCUAGUUGGCAGCGCCCCCCUGGAGAGCUCUUAGUGGUGUCCCCUCCUUCCUGGCUCUCACCAGCGUCCUCUCAGCUCCUGAGCUCACCAACCCGGGGCCCUUGGCCACACUUCUCCUGUCCUCUGUUGUCUCAUCCACUUCCACCUCCGUUUUCGUGUCCACCCAGCAGGCAAUGUGGCCUGUUGGGGAGGGGGAGCCUGUACUUCUGUCAUUGAAUGUAAGAGGACUGCUGCUCAGAGAGACGUGGAGGGGCCUGCCCUCCUCCCCUGAGGUCAGACCAGGCUCGGCACUUGUCCGCCGUCCUUUGUGGGACUCAACCCUAUUCUGUUUUUGCUUUUCCUCUUCUUGACCAAAGCAUGUGCCACUAGCUGUCCCUGAGGACUUUGUCUUUAUGAAAAUACACCUGGAAUAAAACCACUUCUCACAUGUACACAUGCACCGUUGUCUUGCUUUCUGGCUCCAGAGCCAAGCCCUCAGUGCCAUCUUCCCAGGCCUUGUAGCAAAGUCCAUGCCU
Molecule: messenger RNA, 3870 nt
Organism: Talpa occidentalis (Iberian mole)
Lineage: Eukaryota; Metazoa; Chordata; Mammalia; Eulipotyphla; Talpidae
Gene: GALNT16
Product: polypeptide N-acetylgalactosaminyltransferase 16
Exons: 15
Coding region: 95-1768 (557 amino acids)
Cellular component (GO): Golgi apparatus
Source: RefSeq, a predicted model, not a curated record